AUGGUCUGCGGGCUCAACAAGUCUCUUUAUGGACUGAAGCAGGCUUCUCGGGCUUGGUACUCUCGGUUCGCCACGUUCUUGCUAACAUUGGGGUUCACCGAGGCCAAUUCUGACACGUCUCUCUUCGUCUACCGCUGUGGGGAUGAGACUUCCUAUCUGUUGCUCUACGUUGAUGACAUUGUGCUCACAGCCUCUAGUCAGCAGUUGCUUCAGCGUGUCAUCUCCUCUCUGCAGCAGGAGUUUGUUAUGAAGGAUCUCGGUCAGCUCCACCACUUCUUGGGCGUCACUGUUGAGCCUCGCCCGUUUGGUCUUCUCAUGCACCAGCGGCAGUACGCACUCGAUAUCCUGGAGCGGGCUGGGAUGACUGAUUGCAAGCCCUGCUCCACUCUUGUUGACACUCAGGCGAAGCUGUCCGCUGAUCUGGGUGAUCCGGUGGCUGAUCCUACUGUCUACCGGAGUCUGGCUGGUGCUCUGCAGUACCUCACCUUCACCAGGCCGGACCUCACCUACGCUGUCCAGCAGGUCUAUCUCCAUAUGCAUGAUCCCCGGGAGUCUCACCUUGCUGCGCUGAAGCGUCUCCUCCGCUACGUCCGUGGCACUGUGGACCUCGGCCUGGUACUUUACCGCUCGUCCUCUGUUCAGUUGGUGGUCUACACCGACACUGACUGGGCUAGCUGCCCGGACACUCGUCGCUCCACUUCCAGCUACGCCGUCUUCCUGGGCGGCAACCUGGUCUCCUGGUCGUCCAAGCGGCAGCCGGUUGUCUUUCGCUCCAGUGCCGAGGCGGAGUACCAGGCUGUUGCUAACGGCAUAGCGGAGGCAUCCUGGCUAUGA
This is a messenger RNA of Panicum hallii, 834 nucleotides long. RefSeq lists its product as uncharacterized. The transcript has a single exon. Lineage: Eukaryota; Viridiplantae; Streptophyta; Magnoliopsida; Poales; Poaceae. The coding region runs from base 1 to 834 and encodes 277 amino acids. The record is from RefSeq and is a predicted model, not a curated record.